AUGCUGCCGCUGGCGACGCUCGCCGCCGCGUCCACGCCUCACUCCCAGGCCGCCGCGUCCACGCCUCGCCAAGCCGCUGGCCACGUGCGCCGCCCGCGCUCGCCAGUCCCACCGCUGCCCCGCGCCCACUUCUUUGCCGUGUGCCGGAUCGCGGGGCACACGACACACAGCACCCCGUCACGUACCUCCCGCUCGCGCCCACGCCACACUACCACCCCCGCUUGCGCCCACGCCAACGCCGCCAGCCAAGCUCGCGCCCGCGCUCCCCCGUGCCCAUGCUCGCUCCCCGAUGCCACGCUCGCCGCGUCCACACGCCCGCGGGCUCAAUACCCCGCCUCCCACGCUCGGCCCGCGCACAAACGGCCUCGCCCGCCGACACCGACGCCGACGCCCACGCUCGACACGCCGUUGCCGACGCCCGCGCCUGCGCUCGACACUCUGUCGCCCGCGCUCGCCACGCCGAGGACCUCCCUCGCCACCGCUCACCGCACCAAGGGCCACGCCACCUCGAGCUCGCCGGCGCACAGGCGGGGUUGCGACGCCACCUCCGUCACCCUGCACGUCGCCAUGGCCGCCGGCUAA
Messenger RNA from Panicum virgatum (switchgrass), 582 nucleotides. RefSeq names its product mucin-7-like. Lineage: Eukaryota; Viridiplantae; Streptophyta; Magnoliopsida; Poales; Poaceae. The transcript is spliced from 2 exons. The record is from RefSeq and is a predicted model, not a curated record. The coding region runs from base 1 to 582 and encodes 193 amino acids.